Phlebotomus argentipes is the source of this 3871-nucleotide messenger RNA. RefSeq lists its product as uncharacterized. The coding region runs from base 344 to 3796 and encodes 1150 amino acids. Lineage: Eukaryota; Metazoa; Arthropoda; Insecta; Diptera; Psychodidae. The record is from RefSeq and is a predicted model, not a curated record. The transcript has 12 exons.
GAACAAGAGGAAGAAGAUCAAGUGUGUGGCUUGGAAUUAACAGCAGAAGCUCCUCUUCAGUGUUGUGUGUGAGUGCAAAAAACAGUACCCAAGAGCACGAAUUUUUUUCUGCUCUCCAUCGAGACUUUUUUACAACCGUCUCAGCCUCUUGUCUCAAAUGUGAGAUUGAGACAGGUGGAAAGCAAAAAAACAGCAACACAGGAGUAACGGUGAAGAGGCAUUUAAUGAAAAAUUUUUCCUCAUUCUGGGGAGAUUUUGCAUUCACUGAGGAGAGUCGUCAGUGAAGCUGCUGCGCGGUGAUUGAGAUUAUAUCCUUGUGAGUUGUGUGCCCCAGAAGAGAGAGAUGAGGUGGAAGCACAUUCCAUCAAUCGUUGGGUGCCUGUGUCUCUGUGCCACAUUUGCCACUGCCAUCCAGAUAGAUAAUCGCCUAGUGUCUGCACAAAAUGAUUGCUUCGAGAGGAUCGCCCUGGGGGCGAUGAUGCCCUUCGGCAGCACCUUCAGGAACACCGACACGAACCUCCUGCGGACAUGCGAGGAGCUGUGCGCCCGCGAAGGCCCCAAAUGCCAGACGUUUGCAUUCGGAAUCCAUCCGAGAGGAAAUGGCACGUGCCAAUUGUCUUCCCAGAGGAUAGAUGCGAGCAAGUCCAGGCCGGUGGGCACGAUCUUCGAUCCUGACUUCGACAUGUACGCCAGGAAGGAGAAUUGCCUGCCACCACAGGGAUCAACGAGUCAACUUCCCUUCCCGGGGAAUCUUCCCGGGGGCACUGAUCGUCCAACAUCGGGUCCGGGAGCACAGUUUCCGCCCUCAUCCUCUCCCGCCAGACCUGGAGGACCUCCUUUCACGUCUGUGGACUCAACGGACAACACCCGGCCACCAUCAACUCCUAUCUACACAACCACGGACACCACGGGAAGCUCUCUGGCCACGACUGGGGGAACUGGCGGAACUGGAGACACGACUUAUGGCAGUCAGACUACCAAUCGAUAUCCAGAGACUCCCUAUCCGCCCACAGAAGGUUAUCCCAACCGACCCAACAGGCCGAAUCCCUCCUAUCCUGGAGGAUCGCAAUAUCCGUCAAAUAACAGACCCUACGGACCAGACUACGCUUCCUCGCCACCAGGAAGAUAUCCCACAGACCCCAAUGGAGGAUAUCCAGACAAGCCGCCAUCCGGAGGAGGAUCUUAUGGGCCGCCGAGUGGAGGAUCAGGAUAUCGCCCGAGACCGGAAGCACCAUGCUUCAGAAGAGUUCUGGCUGGCAAGAGAGUGGCUUCUCAUUGGGUACGACGAACCUUGUCUUGCGAAAGGGUCGAGGAUUGCCAGCGAGAGUGUGGCGAGGAGAAGAGAUUCAUCUGCGAAGGCUUCAACUAUCGUCUGGAUCCCUCAGGACGCGGUCAGGGCAAUUGUGAACUGACCGAAGUGCCUCUGGGCGAAAUGGAUCUCUACUCGAGUCCCUUCCAUCGCGACAAGAACCUAAUCAACCACCCGGAUUAUGAUUACUACGAGAGAGAUCGCAGCAAUUCGCCCAGUUGCAAAAUGCCCAGUGGAUGUGUGAAUUGUGGUCUGAAGCCCUAUCGACCUCCGCCUUCAAGUUCAGGCUAUGGACCAUCGGACUUCUACAGACCGACAACUUUCAGGCCUCAGAUCGAUAGCUAUCCAGGCUUCUCGCCGGAUCGGUACAAACCGGAAAACAGUGGCUACGGAGGCAAUUUUAGACCUCCAACUUCCGACUACAAUCGCUAUGAUGUCUCCACUGCUGUGGACAUCUACAGACCGCCCAGUUAUCCGUCCUACAAGCCCUUCGGAGUGGACAGAUAUGAUCAAUUUAGGCCAUCGCGUCCAGAGAGACCGUCAUACUCAGGUCCUCCUUCCGGAUACUACGACCACGACCGACAGGAUUACGGAAGACCUCCUCCAGAAUCCUUCUACCAACCACGACCAGAUAGUUAUCGUCCCAGGCCCUCUCUGAAUAAACCUCGUCCAAGUUAUGGUGGAUCUCCUGAUCUUGAGGAUAGAUACAGAGAUCGCUAUCCUCCGCGACCAUCGUACAACUACCUCGAUCGCGAUGACAAACCCUCGGGAGGCCCUGGAGGAUCAUACAAACCCCAAUCGACCUUUGUUCCCUACCAAAUUGGCCAGAGCUCGUACGGCGGCGGCUACGGUGGGAGUACUUCGAGUGCUUACUGGGGAAUUCAAUCCGGUCACGAUAACAAACGCCCGGAAGGAGGUCCAUUCAAUUACUACGAACUAGGUGGGAACCAAAAGUACUCCCAGCCAGAAGAUAACAGUAUCUGGGGCUAUCCGGGAAAUCGCUAUGGGCCAGAAGAUCGCCCGCAGAGAGUGGACUACGGAACACAGUGGACCAGACGUCCUGGACUCGAUGAGUGCAGUGUGAAGUCGAGUGAGGGAUUCAGGCUGCACAAGGGUGUGGUGAGACUCGCUCAAUCCGUGCCCAGUGUCCGAGAGUGCGAGAAGAUGUGCGUGAACGAGGACAAGUUCAAGUGCUACACUUACAGUUAUCGCUACUCAGGUGGAGCGCGUGAGAAUUGCUUCCUGUGCGACAGGCCAUACAAUCUCCUGGACUAUUAUGCAGAUCUGGAACCGGAUAGGGAUUGCGAUAUCUAUUCCAUGUCGGAUGAUAUGAAGUCCUGCACAAAGCCACCGGCUAGGGAAGAGCAGAAUAAUGCCCAGUGCUUCUUUAAGGCCAUCGACUCAAAUCGCUUCUUCAAGUCCAUUGUCCGCGACUCCCUGACCGUCAAGUCCAUCGGAGAGUGCGAAUGGGAGUGCAUCAAGUCCACCAAAUUCACCUGCAGAUCCUUCACAUUCCGAUACAGAGGCCAUGGCCACGAGUCUGUCAUUGAUAACUGCCAACUCUCGGACUGGCCCUGCAAGGACAUAGAUAAGGACAGACAUUUGGUGACUGACCCUUCGUUUGAUAUUUACGAGAGAGCCAGUUAUGGCCAUGGAUGCGAACUCCAGCCAAUUGUGGAUGAGAAGCACCAGAAACUUUGCUACUUGGGCUACGGAUCUCCUGCCAAGCUACUCUCCUCGGCGAUCAAGAAGGUAGUUUCAGCUCCGACUGAACUGGAGUGCAAGAAUGAGUGCAUCCGCUUCCGAGAGACGACGCCUUUCAAGUGCUACUCCUUCAGCUAUGGAUCGCAAGCCUCUUCGUACAACUGUGAGAUGUCUGAUCUGGAUCAGAGUGAGUUGAAGCUGAACGUGCACUAUUCACACACCACGGAUCGGGACUUUUGGCUCUUCGCCUGGAAUCCCUUCGACUUCACCUGUCGCGACAAAGUGACGUCGGUCAGUGGGAACAGGAACGAUCGCCGGAUGGAUGUCUUCCGCGAACCGGGAGAGACUCUGCGCCACUUCACCGUGUCCGGGAAGCCCUGCCGACAGGGAGCCAAGUGUGAGCAGAACAUCAUCACUGGCUUCUACUCCUGCGAGAUCGACGGUGGAGAAAUCGGUUCCUGGGACUAUUGCUGCAAGGAGGAUCAUCCCUGCGGAUAUUCCCAAGGAUUUGACUAUCCAUGGUGUUAUGUGGGAGACAAGUUGGAUCAGUGGCGCACGUGCAGCGACAGAUACUUCCCCAACAAGCCCUCUGGCCAGACAUCGACUCUCCCGCCGAAGAAGAAGGGCGAAAUCUACCAGCAACCACCGAGACCGGGCAACCUGCAGAGCCUGGAGGAGCUCUCAGCGGCACGCCUCUGGCCCAUCACCUUCCUCUACAGCGAGGGCCCACCAAACUCCACGGAACUCAGCAAUGUGGUGGAUUGCAAGAAGGAGGAUUGCUGAGUCUGCACGCGACACCCUUUGCCACCCACUUUUCGCUUAUUUAUGCUCCGCUCGGUUCUGUAACGCCUUAAUUCA